This is a messenger RNA of Callithrix jacchus (white-tufted-ear marmoset), 3122 nucleotides long. RefSeq lists its product as uncharacterized. The record is from RefSeq and is a predicted model, not a curated record. NCBI's taxonomy places the organism in Eukaryota, Metazoa, Chordata, Mammalia, Primates, Cebidae.
CGCAGGGGGAACAUUCUUAGCCCUCUCCCCGAGCCGCUGAGGUGACUCACGCCUCCCUCCUGCCAGCAUGGAGCAAGCCACCACUCAGAAGGCUUGGUCCACCCCCAACAUCGGCUGGUGUGGGGAGACAGGCAUCUGGAGAGAGGAGGUGCCUGGGGGUCCAUGCAGGGGCAGCCAGGCUUAGGGAUGGGAUGAGAGAGCAGGGUCCAGCCUUCGAGGUUUCUGGGGUACAGUCUGAAAAGAGGUGAGUAAACAAGCCAAGGAGGAAACUCUGGGCCAACUGCUGGCUGCUGCUAGUAGCAAGGAAUGGAGGGGACAGGACAGGAUGGGUGGACCUGAUAAGCCACACAGGGUAGAGCUGCCCCAAGCAAAUGCUCCGUGAUUAUUCUGCCUUCCAAGAGACCACCUUAAGUCCCGGAGGCCAUGGACUAGGGGCAAGCAGGCAGGGUCUUUCGCUGACCCUGUGGACUCCAGACCAGGAUAAGAACCAGCCCUCUGGGUUUAUUCCUUAUCCCAGGGGCCUAUGGAGCUGGCUCCCAGGCAUAUGCCCUUACCUCACGGGACUUCAUGGGUACACAGUAGAGCUGGUCCUCAAGGUUACACCCUCAUCCCAGCCCCAGCCUACAGGGCUGGCCCCAGGGUAAGGCCCCUAUCCCCGGGGCCUGCAUGGAUACCCUGCAGGGCUAGUCUCCAGGGCCAUGCCCCUACGUGAGAACACUGCAGGGGUAUCCCUGCUCAGGAAGAUGAUAGGCCAUGUUCCAAAGAUCUUCUGAAUCCUCCCGAAACAUUUAUUCUCUGACACAUCCAAGUCGCACUGCAACAUUAUCCCUGGGCAGCUCAGAGCCAAAUCACAGGGACCUGCAGAGGCACACAGUUCCCACCUUCCAAUUCGAAGCUUGGGAUGCACUCCCACAUAUCCAUAGGCAAAGACUCCCCAUUCACACGUGCACACACAUAGUCACCCACACUUGAAUGCCAAGCCACUACCAGGAGGGGCCAAGCAGGCAUGGGUCCAGCAGGCCCCUCCCUGGAAGAAGCAUCUUGUGGUGCCGGCCUGGUGGGGAGGCUGUGCCAGAAAGGCUUGAUGCUGCCGACAGGUUGCCGGGAGUGAGGGAAGGAGUAGCCCAGCUCUGGGGGACCCCACCCCUAGCCAAGAGGCAAAAAAGGUUACUGCUGAGAGGGUGGCAGGAUUAGGGGGUCCUAACCCCAUCUGAGCCAGAGUAAUACCUCUUCAUCCUCAUGACACGGGAAUCAACCCAGACCUGGGGAGAGGAGCGAUAUCGGGAGCCAGCUAGAUGCGAAGGCAGCCAAGCCCCUCAAUAUCCGAGCUGCCAGCCUCUGCCUAACUCCAUCACAACUAUACCAAGCCUCCCCAAGUGUCUGAUUCUCAGGAGACUCCUGGCUGGGGACUUGGCGGAAGUUACUGGACUUGAUGCUCUAGCCCUAAGAACCAAGCCAGAGGAGCCGGGGCUGAGCCUGUUGGUGAUACUCAGUGAGGACUUGCCACACAGAAAAAGCUUUACAAGGAGAGGAACUGAGAGGAACUACAAGCUCUGCCCCUUACCCAGCCUGCUGCUCUGCACUCUGGGCAAAGAGGCAAGGCCCAGCAGUGACUCUCAAGCCGCAGGCCUCCAGCGCUGGUGGACACACCCAGCUCCUCCAACACUCCUGUCAGCUCCGGCAGAGGUGGCUGCAAGGGAAAAUGACCUCCGGCAUCUGGAAAGACCAGGACAAGAGCUCCUGUUUCCAAGAACUGAAAAAGUCAGAGGCCUCUCCAUCCCAAAUCGAGUACCCGCGGCCCAGCAGGUGCAGGGCUUGGACACUAUGGCUGGAGAAAAGUGCACUCAGUUUGGGGGGCAGAGUUGAAGCGGCUAAAUUGCUCCUGACAAGCACAGGUGUGGGAUAAGGAUAAAAAAGGCUGUGCAGGGCUGGGGCCAAGCUCAGGAAUGUAGCAGCCCAGGGCUUUGUGUAUCUUGUACAAGUAGUGCUCUGUGUAAGGAGGUCUGGUCCAGGGAGGUAUGAAAUCCGGCUUGUACCCUGCCUGCCAAGUCAUGGCCUGACAUGCUGAGUCCACCCAAAACAAGGGACAGUUUUUCCCAGUUUGUACAAAAGGAACAAAAGGCCCAGCAAUAGCCCUGCUGAGGCCAAUAUAGUAAAGGAGAAGGUAUUACAAGAUCAUGGCUUUGCCAACCCAUGCCCACUCCUCCAGCCUUCUCCCACCCCAGCUCCACAGUUAGUCCUCAAGCCUCAGACACUAUGCACACAGCCACCUGGCCCAUCCCUAAACAGCCCACCAUCCACCCCAGACAUGAUCUCAUUCAUUUGCUUCCAAAUGAAGGCAGGCCCUCCAACACCCAAUGAAAGCAAGGUAGCAGGAAGCCAUCAGAGGAGGCUUAGAGCUGCUAGAUAUUUAAGCUCUAACUCUGCUUCCCAAGCCUCGAACCAGCAAUCAGCUCUGUCCCCUAGACAGCCCCACCACCUGGCAGGAUUAAUUCUCAAUAAGCCUUGCAUUCUCAUCAGAUUCCCAAGGGUGGGGUCCAUUUGGAGCCCAGAAGCCAGCUAUGGCAGAAACACAAGAACAUGAACAGACACACACACACAUACACACACACACACACACACACACACACACACACACACACGAGACCUCGAGGUGCCAGGCUUGCUGCUGUCUGCUCUUGCCCACAGGGCUUGGACACUAUGGCUGGAGAAAAGUGCACUCAGUUUGGGGGGCAGAGUUGAAGCGGCUAAAUUGCUCCUGACAAGCACAGGUGUGGGAUAAGGAUAAAAAAGGCUCUGCAGGGCUGGGGCCAAGCUCAGGAAUGUGGCAGGUAGGGCUGGCAGGGCCCAUGUGGGCAGACAGUUCAGCCUGUGCCCACGCCAGGGCUGGCGCCCAGUCCCGCUCACACCCUUUCCCGUGGGCUGGGGAACACAGGUUCAGAAAUUCCCACGGUUCCCAGCAACCUGAGUAGCCCAGCCCAUCUCCACAGUGCGAGGCAUCUCCACAGUGAGAGGGACCUCCACAGCAAGGUGCUAAGGGACAUAGCCCAAGUGGUACAGAAGCCAGUUCAGCUCAGCCCGCAGCCCCCAUCAUCCUAACCCACCCACUCUUCCUCUGGGUC